Molecule: messenger RNA, 5208 nt
Organism: Mercenaria mercenaria
Lineage: Eukaryota; Metazoa; Mollusca; Bivalvia; Venerida; Veneridae
Product: coiled-coil domain-containing protein 177-like
Exons: 16
Coding region: 62-2167 (701 amino acids)
Source: RefSeq, a predicted model, not a curated record
GGCGGACGAUUUGCAAAACUUGCAGAUAUUAUGCUAGAAAAUCGUGAUUUAUUUACUAAGUAUGUCAAGCAUUUACGAUGAGCAAAGGCUAAAGGAUGCCCAAAGCUUUUUUAAUGUAACUGGUUGUAGCUUAAACAGCUCGAGAAGGGCAACAUCAUUAUCAUCAGUGAGAAAGGUUAAAGCAACCAUGGAAAGUGCUAAAGGCGACACUGGUAGCGACAUGCCAAAAAUAGAUCUCAUGAAUUUUGAGGAUCCACAGUUUGAGGAAGGGAAGUAUGUAUUGACCAGUCCAAGAUCACUGGAAGCUUGCUCAAGACUUAGUGUGAAGCCUGUGGAUAUAUUGUACAAACCUUUAGCUGAGUUCCAAGAAGAGUUAUUACCACAAGAUGUUCCACUUAGAACCAUCUAUAACAUUUAUGACGAACAUGAACAAAACAGAGAAAGAAAGUUAGCACUAUGUCGUGAAGAGAGACUCAGGAUAAUGGAUGAAGAGAAGGGCAUGCCAUCAGGCAGUAGAAAGCCAACAGUCCAGAAAUCUAAGAAGACCGGACCUACAAUGCCAAAAUCUCAGACUAGGAAAGCUAAAUCAACACUAGCCAGGAAGAAGCUUCUGUCAAAAUCAGAUGAGAACAUUGAUACAGGAAGUCUGCAGAGACAGAGAACAGCCUGGGCCACUUCUGUUGGUCAUGAAAGAAUUACAAAUGAUGAAAUUAACCAAAGAGUAAAAGAUUUACAUACAGAAAGCCAAAAACUUCGGCAAGAACUUUUAUCCAGAAAGGAGGCUAGAGCUCAAAGGAAGAAGACCAAGAAAGAACGACCAGCCAGUGCCAGGGCAACUUCAGCAAAGGCUUCCAUAACCCGUAGUUUCAGUGCCUCCGACCUCAGCCUGGCUGGUACUUCCAUGUUGAACAGAUCAGGGACAGCAGACGCAAGACCUGUUGCUAGCAGCAGGCUGAGGAAGGCUCUGAAGAAAACUGAUGUUAAAUCUGCAGCUAUAACUCCAAGAGAUGAGAAGAUUCUUGAGUUGAUGGUUAGCAAGCAUGAGGACGAGGAGGUAGAGAAUAGAGAGAAGUUACUGCAGGAGAUACAGUGGGAACGACAGAAGAAGGAAGAAGAGGCAGCUAAGCUGGCUAGCGAGAUGAGACGGAGAAAAUUUCUGGCAGAAGAGAAUAGAAUUAAACAGAUGAAAAAGUCUGAUCAAGAUAGUAGAAGAAAGAGAGAAGAACAAAAAUUGAUUGCUCAACAAGAAAGACUUUUGAAUGAGAGUAGAAGGAAAUGGGCAAUGAGAUAUAACUCUAUACAGAAACACAAGAAUCUGAAGAUCUCAGAGUCUGCUGAGAAAGAACAGUUAAAGAAAAGAAUUCAGGAGAGUAAUGUAAAGACGUUGGAGAAGGAGGAAGAGGAGAUGAAGGAACUAGUUCUACAGAAACAAGGUUAUCAGUUAAUGACAGCUGCACAGAAAAAGGAGGCAAGAUUGUUACAGGAGUCUCUGAGAGUAAUGAUGAGUAACAGAUCUGAGAGACACCAGUUUGAAGACAGAUGGAAUGCUACUAUUAAGGAUGCACAGGAAAGCAUUGAUUUGUUAGCUGAGUCCAUGAAUGUUAAAGAUAUGAAACACAAGUCCAAGUAUGACCAGAUAUUACAUAGACGAGAAAAUGAACUCACUUUGAAUAGAUUGGAUAGAGAGAAGAGAGCACUGCAGGCAAAACUUGCUCAACAACAACAUGAGAAUGAAAUGGAGGAAUGGAGAGAUAGUAUCAUGACAGCCAGAGAAAUAGCAGAUAGACAUGCUAUGGAGACUUUAGCUCAAACAAUAGAGAGGAAAGCCAGGAAGGCUCAUGAAGACAGGAUUAGAAAAGAAAAAGAACAGAAGAAAAAUAUUAAAAAAAUACAUGAUGAGAUAGAAGAAUGGAAGAGAGAGAUGGAGAACACUAUAGAAUACAAGGAUAAGAAAUCUGAUCUGAUACAGAAAGAGAAAGACCUGGCUGUACAGCAGUCGAGACAUGUGGCAGCCUCCUCACAGAAACUUCGAGAUACGUUGAAGAACAAGUAUGGUACACAAACCUUCGAUAAGAUGGCAUUUAAAGCAGAGCUCUACAACAAGUUUGAAUCAGGAACAACAUUUCUAUCUGCAGAGAAAAAUAGCUCACAUGUCAAGUUCCGCUAACAUUAUUUACUUACUUAAAGCCAACAAGAAUUGAAAAAAAUACUAGUGUGUAAAAUAAUGUCUAACAAUUUGGAGAGAAGCUGAAGGAUUCUCUUUAAUGAAGAAUACUUCUGUAUAACAAGUUCCUUUUAUGUCCGAAAACCAAAAGUGCAAAUUCUGUUUCUGCAACAUUCAGUUGCAUUGAAACUUCCCCCCCCCCCCAACCAAGAACAAAAAUUAAGUAGCUUAAGUUGAUAGAAACAUUAGUAAUCCAACAUUCUUAAUGCACCUUAAUAAAUCAUGAAAAUAUGUAACAAAAAGAGUACCAUUAGCAUUGAAUGUGCUAUGAGAAAUGCAUUCUCAAAUAAAUCUGGCUAAAUACUGCACAUCAAUAAUCAUUUUUUCUCAAAUUUUAGAAAACCAAAUCUGUUGAAAAUAUAUUUUAUGCAUCAAGCUUUAUGCAAAGACAUUUGGUUUCAGCUUUGUAUCUUACAUACUUAUAUUAAAGCUAUUUAGAAAGCAGUGCAUUUAGAUAAUUGAUCUGGAAUCCAGUGUCUUGUUAGGUAUACACUCUCAGUAGAAAAAUGUGCACUGAGAGUAAAAUAUGUAGUCUAGAGGAAAAAGUACACAGUCUGAAUCUUUUACAGAAAAAGAUAAACAGCCUGGAUACUUUAGCGGAAAACAUACACAGUCUGGAUAUUUUUUUCUCUGAUAUUUUACAGAAAAACAUAACACAGUCUAAAUAUUUUAGGGAAAACGAUAUACAGUCUGGAUGUUUUGAGAGAAAAAUAUACAUAGUCUUGAUAUUUAAGAGAAAAAGAUCAACAAUCUGAAUAUUUUAGAGACAAACACACACAGCCUGGAUAUUAAUUUAAAGACAGAGGAGUAGUAAGUUGACUGUGCUAUGCAGGGAUUUGCACUGUUUUGAUGCAGAUAAUUUUCAGGGAAAUCUUUUUUCAAGGUAAGGGACAUGAAUAAAAGGCUUGCUAGGUUUCAUAUGAGGCAUUAUUCAAUUUUGUCACAUUACAUUAUAUUUGAUUUUUGAUUUUCCAGGAAUAGUAAAAAAAUAACUAAACAAAAAUUAGGUACAGUGAAAACAAGUUAUGUUCUUGUUUCAGGAGGUUUUAAUGCAUUUUUAAUUACAAAAAUUCUAAUAUUCUAUGCAACAUACAAAAACUGAAUUAUUCUGCUAUAAAAGGAAUGAUAUAGAAUUUGAGUGUCAGAUGAAAUUGGUUAUUAAUAAAGAUAAAUCAUUGUUUGUCGUCCUUACAGAUGUACAUUGUAUUUUUUUUUUAAGUCAAAAUCUAGCCAGGUUCUACGCUGCCUUGUUUGUCUGUGAUAUCCUGUAUUGUAAAACUGGUACUAUGUAUAUGUGCUAUAUCAUUGUGAAUUCAUGUUGUCUGUGAAAUUUGUAUUAUUGUAUUAUUCAUUUCUUUUAGAAUUGAAUUUGCUGCAUAACUUUCUUGCAUCUUAAAUAUUUUGUGUUUAAUUUUUAUGUUUGGACAUAGGAAAUUAGUUAGUCUCCUGUAAGUUAGUAAUUUCGUUUUGUUUGAUUAAAUUACAGGGUGCCUGCAUGGCCAGAUGGUUUAGGUCACUGCCUUCAAAUAACUUACCCUCAUUGAUAUAGGUUUGACCCUUCUUCUGAGCAUUGAAUUCUUCAUGUGAGGAUGCCAUCCAAUUGGCUUAUGGAAAGUUGAUGGUUCUACCCAGGGGCCCUCCUGUAAUGAAAUAAUGAAAAAAGGGACGUGGGUCUCCACUGUCAAAAUCUGGGAAGUCGCAGUAUGACCUGUAACUGAGUUGGUGUGAUGUUAAGCAUAACAAAAAAAUGAUUAGAUUACAGUGGAUAACGUAUAACGUAUAAAGGAAUAUGUUACAAUAAGCAUUAUGGAGUGUAAUGUACCGAUUUUUAAACUGUCAGUAUAUAUCAGUUUUUGUGAACUUUGAUUUAAAUUCUGCAUGAUUUUUGCUGACAAACUUGUAGAAAUGUUACAAAUAUUACAAGUUAAAUUUUUACCAGGUUUCACAAUUGAUGCAUUACUAAUUACAUUCCACAAUGCAGAAAUGCAUUCUGUAUUUCUAAAUUUUGAUAAAGAAACACAAAAAGUAUUAUUAUCACCUAUGCUAAGGUUGUAUUCAGACUGUUUUUCCAUCAGGAUAUUUGAGCCACGCCAUAAGAAAACCAACAUAGUGCGUUUGUGACCAGCAUAGAUCCAGACCAGCCUGCACAUCCGCGCAGUCUUGUCAGGAUCCAUGCUGUUUGCUUUCAAAGCCUGUUGCAAUUAAGAGAAGCUGUUAGCGAACAGCAUGAAUUCUGACCAGACUGCACGGAUAUGCAGGCUGGUCUGGGUCCACGCUGGUCGCAAAUGCACUAUGUUGGUUUUCUCAUGGCACGGCUCAUUUGUUUUCUUUGUGUAACAUUCCAUGUUAUGUAUGUAUAAUGUUUAUACAUGCUCCAUGUACCUGUGUACAUGUACUUCUGGUUCUUUAAGUUUUAUUGAAUAUUUUCAUGUUUUUAUGUUGCUAUUUUACCCUGGGAAACUCAGGCUUGAACACAGAAACUGCCUUGUUUGUGUCAUUGAAGUUUUCUUUAUAUAAUUUAUUGCCAUUACAUAAGUGUUGAUUUUUUUCCGUGGUUUAAUUAUAAGAUAUCAAAUAGAAUUGAAUAAAACAUUCCAGAUUUGUGUCGAAAACAAUAAUUAUUGUGAAAGUGUUUUGGAUGUUCAUAUAGUUUUCAAAUUUUCUGUUUUUCUUUUUUAAUUUCAUGAUGAUGCUAGGUUAUAUACUGAGUUGUAGUGACUGAUAAUUAACUUGUAGUGAUUAUUUAUAUGUUUUGUGAUAUUGUUCUUAAGUUAUUUUAUGUUCAUGUUUCUUUUUACCUUUACAACUAAGUUGUCUGUGAUGAUGAUAGGAUUAUGUUUUAGUUGAUAAUGUUUUAUUUGAUGUAUUUAGUGUAAAGUAGAUCAAUAGAAUCUAUUAAGCAUUUUUAUUUAUCAUUAUAUAUUUAUAUUAAAGUACACAUUAAAAUGCAAAAAUGCAAAUUAAAUAGAUCUACAUGUACCCUG